AAAAUCAUUGGCGUCUUCAAGCCCAAGAACGAGGAGCCGUAUGGGCAGCUGAACCCCAAGUGGACCAAGUGGCUGCAGAAGUUGUGCUGCCCAUGCUGCUUUGGGAGAGACUGCCUCGUCCUCAACCAGGGCUACCUGUCGGAGGCGGGUGCCAGCCUUGUGGACCAGAAACUGGAACUCAACAUUGUUCCCCGCACAAAGGUGGUGUAUCUGGCCAGCGAGACCUUUAACUACAGUGCCAUCGACAGGGUGAAGUCCCGAGGAAAGAGGCUGGCCCUGGAGAAGGUGCCGAAAGUUGGCCAGCGCUUCAACCGCAUUGGUUUUGAGCGGCUGGUGGUGCUGGACUACAUCAUCAGGAACACAGAUCGGGGCAAUGACAACUGGCUCAUCAAGUACGACUGUCCCCUGGACAGUGCGGGCGUGCGGGACAGUGACUGGGUGGUUGUGAAGGAGCCCAUCAUCAAACUGGCUGCUAUAGACAACGGUUUAGCCUUUCCCUUGAAACACCCAGACUCCUGGAGAGCAUAUCCGUUCUACUGGGCAUGGCUGCCCCAGGCCAAAAUCCCCUUUUCACAGGAGAUCAAGGACCUGAUUCUUCCCAAGAUCUCAGACCCCAACUUUGUCAAGGACCUAGAGGAAGAUCUGUAUGAGCUCUUUAAGAAAGACCCUGGAUUUGACAGGGGACAGUUUCACAAGCAGAUUGCUGUCAUGAGAGGCCAGAUUCUGAACCUGACUCAGGCGCUUAAAGAUGGGAAGAGCCCCCUGCACCUGGUUCAGAUGCCACCUGUGAUUGUGGAAACGGCACGUUCCCACCAGCGCACCGCCAGUGAGUCCUACACGCAGAGCUUCCAGAGCCGGAAGCCUUUCUUCUCGUGGUGGUAG
Molecule: messenger RNA, 882 nt
Organism: Cariama cristata (Red-legged seriema)
Lineage: Eukaryota; Metazoa; Chordata; Aves; Cariamiformes; Cariamidae
Gene: PI4K2A
Product: phosphatidylinositol 4-kinase type 2 alpha
Exons: 8
Biological process (GO): phosphatidylinositol phosphate biosynthetic process; endosome organization; Golgi organization
Cellular component (GO): plasma membrane; lysosomal membrane; endosome
Molecular function (GO): 1-phosphatidylinositol 4-kinase activity
Source: RefSeq, a predicted model, not a curated record